This is a messenger RNA of Asparagus officinalis (garden asparagus), 1966 nucleotides long. RefSeq names its product calnexin homolog 1-like. Gene Ontology annotation, molecular function: calcium ion binding. The record is from RefSeq and is a predicted model, not a curated record. Gene Ontology annotation, biological process: protein folding. Lineage: Eukaryota; Viridiplantae; Streptophyta; Magnoliopsida; Asparagales; Asparagaceae. Bases 64 to 1677 code for a protein of 537 amino acids. The transcript has 6 exons. Gene Ontology annotation, cellular component: endoplasmic reticulum membrane; endoplasmic reticulum.
UCAUCUCAAGAUUAGAACUAAAGCUAGGAUUUCUGAUCUCUAGUUUCCUCCUUUACUGCAGUAAUGGAGAGGAGAAGGAUCACGAUGAAGCUCCUCCUAUCCUUGAUGGCGAGCUUCGCGCUCCGGCUGCAGGCCUCGAAUCCGGUAGUUGACCGUUUCUACGAGCCGUUCGACGAGCCGUUCGAGGGGCGAUGGAUCGUGUCGAACAAGGACGCUUACAAUGGUAUUUGGAAAUACUCCGAGAGCGAGGGACAUGAUGAUUAUGGGCUCCUUGUGAGCGAAAAAGCCAGGAAAUAUGCGAUAGUUAAAGAACUCGAUGAGCCGAUUAAUCUCAAGGACGAAACCAUUGUUCUACAGUUUGAGGCCCGUUUUCAGAAUGGUCUCGAGUGCGGAGGUGCUUACCUCAAGUAUCUCCGACCUCAAGAUGCAGGUUGGACUUCGAAGGAGUUUGACAAUGAGUCUCCCUACUCCAUCAUGUUCGGACCCGAUAAAUGUGGGUCUACAAACAAAGUCCAUUUCAUCUUCAAGCACAAGAACCCCCAAACCGGGGAUUAUAUCGAGCAUCAUCUCAAAUACCCACCAACUAUUCCGUCCGACAAGCUCUCUCAUGUCUACACAGCUGUCCUAAAACCCGAUAACAACCUUCACGUCUUGAUUGAUGGCCAGGAAAAAAAGACGGCCAAUUUUCUCACUGCCGAUGAUUUUGAUCCGCCAUUCGUGCCUCCUAAGACAAUCCCUGAUCCAGAUGAGAAGAAACCUGAGGAUUGGGAUGAGAGAGCAAGAAUUCCGGAUCCUAACGCAGUAAAGCCUGAUGACUGGGAUGAGGAUGCCCCGAUGGAGAUUGAAGAUAUGGAGGCUGUCAAGCCUGAAGAUUGGCUUGAUGACGAGCCAGAGGAAAUCGAUGAUCCUAAAGCAACUAAGCCAGAAGAUUGGGAUGAUGAAGAGGAUGGAGAAUGGGAGGCGCCGAAGAUUGAGAAUCCAAAUUGUUCUCUAAUAUCAGGGUGCGGCGAGUGGAAGAGACCAAUGAAGAGGAAUCCAGCUUAUAAGGGUAAAUGGCAUGCUCCUUUGAUUGAUAAUCCAAGCUUCAAGGGUCUGUGGAAGCCGAGGGAUAUUCCCAAUCCUGAUUAUUUUGAGCUUGACAAACCUGAUUUUGAGCCUAUUGCUGCUAUCGGAAUCGAAAUCUGGACAAUGCAGGAAGGGAUCUUGUUUGAUAACAUAUUGAUAGCUGGUGAUGAGAAGAUUGCCGAGUCGUAUAGAGAGAAGACAUGGAGGCCGAAGCAUGAUGCUGAGAAAGAGAAGGAGAAGGCUGAAGAAGCAGCUGAUGGUCUCUCUAAAGCACUUUCAACCUUCCAGAAGAAGGUGUUUGACACUUUAUAUGCAGUAGCGGAUGUUCCUUUACUGGAGCCAUACAGAACCAAGAUCAUUGAAAUGAUUCAGAAGGGUGAGGAGCAACCAAACCUAAGAAUUGGAAUCCUUGUGUCGAUUGUGAUAGUUAUGUUUACAGUCAUCUUCAACAUUCUUUUUGGGGGAAAUAAGAAACGUGCAGCUCCAGUUACAGCAAAAGGCAAAAGUUCCAAAGUCAUGGAAGAAAAACCACGAAAUAGUAACGAAAAGGAAGAGGACAUGAAAAAAGAAGAUACUGCAGGAGCGCGUCCUAGGACUAGGAGGAAUACGUAGGAGUUCAGCAGAACUUUACACAGAUAGAUAGAACCUGAUAACUUUUUUGUUCAGCCUAAUGUGGUCCUUUACAUUUUUUAUUUUUAUAUUUUAUUUUUGCUUUGCUAGGAAAUUUCGAAGUUUUUCUUAGAUAAAAGGGAACUCUAGAGUUUGAUUUUUCUUUGGAUUAAUUUUCCUCGGUUUGACUACUUUGGUCUUGGUCCGUUGUCGACUAAGAGAAAUUGUUUUGUGGAAGACUGCUACAAUUUUAGGCAUUCAUUAUUAGUUAAUAACUUUUUGAAUCAGAUAA